GCUUUAUUGAUAUGUUUUUGAUACGGCUAUAUAAUGCAACCAAAUAUUGCUGGGAAUUAAAAGAUAUAUAUAUUCAUACAAAAAAUAGUAGACAAACUGGCGAUAUAACAGUUUAUUUGCGCUGUUCUCAAAGGUGUGAUCGAAUAAAAAAAGAAUCUAAUAGCAAACAAAUUGUAAGAGUUAGUGAAAUUAAACCUGCAAUAGAAAGAUAUCUAUGCAACGGCAAUAUUAGAUUAAUCAUUUUAAAACAUGAAAAAAGAAUUCAACUUAUCAUUGAACAUUUAGUUCAGCAUCAAUAUCCUAUAUAUCAAAAUAUAGAAGUCCCUUUAGAAGCGAAAAAUUGGAUCAAAAAUAACAUUACAUAUAGUGUUAGUAAAAUAGACUUCUAUAGAAAAUUAAGUGAACUCAAACUUAUCAAUCCAACAAAACAUACUUAUCAUCAAAUAUAUUACUGG
Molecule: messenger RNA, 455 nt
Organism: Racocetra persica
Lineage: Eukaryota; Fungi; Glomeromycota; Glomeromycetes; Diversisporales; Gigasporaceae
Source: the annotation of a GenBank genome assembly